Cyclopterus lumpus (lumpfish) is the source of this 4061-nucleotide messenger RNA. It is a transcript of the gene ccnf, whose product is annotated as cyclin F. Gene Ontology annotation, molecular function: cyclin-dependent protein serine/threonine kinase regulator activity; protein binding. The record is from RefSeq and is a predicted model, not a curated record. The transcript is spliced from 17 exons. Lineage: Eukaryota; Metazoa; Chordata; Actinopteri; Perciformes; Cyclopteridae. Bases 253 to 2616 code for a protein of 787 amino acids. Gene Ontology annotation, cellular component: cytoplasm; nucleus; centrosome. Gene Ontology annotation, biological process: regulation of cyclin-dependent protein serine/threonine kinase activity; mitotic cell cycle phase transition.
AAAGUGAGGACGCGUGCUUGAAUUUUGAAUUCAGGCAAACAGCUAACAACUUGUUGAGACUUUAGCCAAACUAACGGAGGCAGCGAGCAGCUGUAGUAACACCGGGUGUUAGCGCAUGUUGUGUUUAUAUAUCCCGUGAGUCUGUUUGUGUGUGUGUGUGUGUGUGUGCGCGCACGCGUUAGUUUACGUCGCCGCUCGGUGCUUUUUUAGCUACAGGCGACGCCGUUUGAGGAGGACAUCGCUGCACUUGCGAUGAAAGCGGGCGUCCACUGCCGUUGUUCAAAAUGCUACUCCGUUCCGGCACGGAAGCGUGUGCGUAAGCGAACUCCAGCCCUCACCUUGCUGUCUCUACCUGAGGAGAUCCUCCUCUGUGUGCUCCAGUGCCUCUCCGCUGAGGACCUGCUGUCUGUCAGAGCGGUUCACUCCCAGCUGCGGGACAUUGUUGACAACCACUCCAGUGUAUGGGCCAGGGUCAGUUUCAGGGACACGUGGCCAUCCCCCAACACCUUAUGGCUAUUUGAGAGAGCUGCCGAUAAAGGGAAUUUUGAAGCUGCUGUGAAGCUAGGGAUUGCUUAUUUGUACAACGAAGGACCGUUGUUGAGUGAUGAGGGGCGAGCUGAUGUAUGUGGUCGCAAGGCGUCCCACUUCUUCAGCCUGGCAGAGAGCCUUCGCUCUCCCACGACGGAUCCCUUCAUCUGGGUGUUUAUUCGUCCCCCGUGGUCGCCCACUGGCAGCUGCUGCAAGGCCGUGGUGUUUGACCGUCUCAAGGCUGAGUGUGACAGUAACGUGGAGAAGAGAGGACCCUUGUUGCACUGUUUGGCCAGAGUUUUGCAGCUGUUUGAAGGCAAUGACAGACGCUCGGAUGCCAUAUCUAUGUUGGAGGAGUCGUCACAUGCUGGCUGUCUCCAGAGCUCCUACAUGUUGUGGGAGCACAACCGGAAAGCAGCUAUGGCAGAUCCAGGCAGGUACCUCCAGUGUAUCCGAACCCUCAGGGACUAUGCUGGCAAAGGAUGCUGGGAGGCACAGCUCUCCUUGGCUAAAGUGUGCAGCAGUGGGAACCCGCUGGGUCUGGAGUCAAAAGCCUGCUCUGACUUGGUGGCUCAGCUCUUCGGUUCCUCGAACCCGGCAUCACGGCACUGCGCUCAGGGCAUCCUGAGGCAAGGCAUCAAGGACACCAUGAGGUACAUCCUGGUGGACUGGCUUGUGGAGGUGACCACCAUGAAGGAUUUCUCCAGCCUGACGCUGCAUGUGACAGUGGGUUGUGUGGACCGCUACCUGGCUAUGCGCUCUGUCCCCAAGGCUCGCCUCCAGUUAUUGGGAAUUGCCUGCAUGGUAGUUUGUACACGCUAUGUCAGUAAAGAAAUCCUGACCAUACGUGAAGCUGUCUGGCUCACAGACAACACCUACAAGUAUGAGGACCUGGUUCGAAUGAUGGGGGAGGUCGUCGCUGUGCUGGAGGGAAAAAUCAGGAGCCCCACACUGCUGGAUUACGGUGAGGUGCUGCUGUCUCUGCUCCCUCUGGAGAGGCGGACCUCUCACCUGUUCAGCUACAUCUGCGAGCUGUCGCUGCUCUACUCUGCUCUCGCCACGCCGCCACCUUCCAAACUGGCCUGCGCUGCACUACUGCUUACACGGGCGCUACAUCACUAUGCGCCCCUCUGGCCCAGCCAGUUAGUCGACUACACAGGCUUCUCCAAGGAAAACCUGGCCUCCCUGUCUGUGCUGCUGUAUGUCAAGUGUUUCAGUGAAGAUGUUCCCAAAGAUUACAGGCAUGUAUCUCUCACUGGUGUUAAACAACGGUUUGAAGAUGAGGCCUUCCAGCACAUCAGCAAAGAAAAGGUGAUGGAUUUUAAAGAGCUGUGUCAGAUCUUGGAGAUUCCUGAGGUGGAUCCUCAGAUGGAGCCUCCCAGUCCCACUGGUCAACCAGCAGACUUCCACACCUUCCUCGCCUCUCCGUCCAGCACCAACAAGAGGAGACGGGAUGACGCCCUGCAGGCCCACCGAGCCAGCUUCGUGGCCACGCCCACAGCAGAGUUGUCCAAUCAGGAGGAGACGCUGCUCGGCGACAUAUUGGACUGGAGUCUGGACACUUCCUCUUCCGGUUAUGAGGGGGACCGUGAGGAAGAGAGCGAGGGAGAGAGAGACUGCAAUUCCUCCAUGAUGCCCAUCAAACUGCCCUCGCUGACUGACGCAGACGAAAGGCUAGAGCACUGCAGAGCUCUGUCCAGCGACGAAGACAGCUUCUCUGAAGUGGAAAAGGAGGUGAGCAAGGAUUGCAAAGACAAGGAACCCCUUUCCUUCCCGGCAGACCUUCACAGUUCAGGAUACUCCUCCGUCCAGAGUGUUAGCCCCUCAUCCACGUGUUCCUCCUCCACCCUCAUGCCUUGCACAUUCAAGACCGUUCCAGCUUCCCUGGGCACGGCCUCCGCCAAUGCCCAGCCAGGCUUCCGCCUUUUGGUGCCCAUGCAGAGGCCCCGGGGCACCUCCACCAAACAGGUGAAGAGGAAAAACUCAGCGGCUCAUAGUGGAGGUGAGGUGGAAAGAGAAGAGGAGGAGGAGGAGGAGGAGGAAGAAGAGGACGAGUAUUCAGCCAAUGCAGGGUUUUUGAGCCUAUAGACAGGGAUUUCUCGACUGGCCUCAAGUUGCUCAGAGGCCGCCUGCUCGGUUAACAUCCUCCAGCACUUUUCUUCAGUUCUCAAUGAUGUUCCUCACUGAGCCGUUAAUUGCCAGAAGAUCAAGAGACUUUCAAGUGAGGGGGGGGGGGGGGGCUGGGGGAACGAACGAAUUACCAGGAAACUGGCCUUUCUGUUACAUUUCAUUUAAACAUUUACAGGCAUGGUCCAAUAACAUACCUCUCAUAAACAAAGACAGUCUGCUCUAAAACCACUGGAACACGAUUUGACUUUCCUCAGGAACAUUUCUGUUGUUUUUUCAGGCUUCUACAACAUCCUAUCUCUGAUCACGUUAGAUAGUUGGAAAAGAAAUGAAACCUCAUGGGCUUGUUUCUUUGGGGGGGCGGGGGAGGGGGUUGUUGACGAAGGUGUUCAUUGUUAAACUCGUAUUGUACAAAAGCCUCAAACAUAGCUGUCAUGUUAUUGGGAAUGUUUUUGGUCGCUGAUAUGCACUGUCUGUACAAGACGAUCUUGUAGUUGGUGAACAUCAUCAGUAGGUGACUACUGUCAUCUUGUUGAUGAACAUGUCUGCAUCUGAAGCCUAAAAAAUAUGAUUGUAUGAAUGUGUUCGGUUUUUGUUUUUUAAAGUUCUCCAUACGUUUGCCAAAGGUACUGUUGCGGUGUAUUGUCAGGGGCGUCUACUUCAAUAGAAACUGUGAAAUUACUCUUUUAGUAGUCUGCGUCUUUUAGAGUGCAUAAACCCCGGUUGUGCUGUUUAAUAAUCUUUUUAUCCAUAUUACCUGGAAAAGGUCUUUUUUUUUUUUUUUUAAACCGAAAGCUAAGAACAUAGUGUCACCUGCAUAGAUUUAAGUGUGCGGAUAUCUAUUCCACCAGUUUGAUCCAUAUUUCCCAAAAGACCUUUAGCACACUAAUCCCACCGGGAACAACAUAUUUUAAGAUGUUUGCUGUUGAGAUAUUGACAUUACAUGCUGAUGAUGUAACUAACCAUGAAUCAACAACUGGAUGAGUGUUGUACAAACCUGAGCCCAUCAUCCAGAUGUUUACUGCCAGACAGUCAUUAACUAUUCAGCUCAAAUGUAGCGAGGCACUCGAAGUUACAUGUAACAUGCUGAUAGCGAGAAGUUGGACUCAACCCACUUUUCCUCCCAUCUGAAUUGGGUCUCGCACUUUUAUCAUCACAGACGGGCGGGGCAAUUCAAUGAAAUGUAACCUUUUCCCCGCUUGAACAAUCAAUACUGAAGUGUUUUUGAGUGAAAAAGAAAUUCAGACACUAAAGGACACGUUUUUACCUGAUGGGGUUUUUGAAAGUACUGUAUUUCCUCAUUCGGGACACAGUACACGACGCCUAAAAGCCUGUCACUGUCUGUAAAUAAAGUUUUAACUGUUAUACCAGGCUGGUUAUAACCUACAUUUAAAAAAAAAAAAAAA